AUGAGCAGCAUUAGCGCAGCUGUGCUCACGUCCGUCCUGCUCGUCUUCGAAACGGCAUCGGGUAAGGAUGCAUCAACGGCGUCGGCUGCAAUAACAGGACGUAAACUUUGGGAGCAUACAUUUCUACCACGAGGCUCCAGACGGACUCAUACUCACGGAAAACCCAAGUCCGAUUACUACGGUCUCGAGGAUUGGGAAUUGGACGUUUGCAAAAAGAUAUCGCACGUGCUUCGAAAAGAGUGGGGCGCAAGACCGCCCAAGGCUGAAAACUAUCUCCGCGUAAAUGGUGGCGUUUCUUAUGUGUUUUAUCAUCACACUGGACGAGAACAGUGUUUUUCUAAUAAAACAUGUUCCCAAAUAAUUUUGAAAUGGCAGUUAGUGCACCAGAAAACUCAAGGAUGGGAUGACAUCGGCUACAACUUUAUAAUUGGGAGCAACGGAAUGGUGUUUGUGGGCCGUGGCUGGAAUAAGAUUGGAGCCCACACAGUGGGCUUCAACAACAAGUCCGUGUCUUUUGGUUUCGUCGGAGACUACUCACGCCAAGUUCCCAAUGAUCUUAUGCUACAGGCCGCCCAGAACCUCAUUCAAUGUGGCAUUAAGUUGGGGAAAAUCAGAGCUACAUUCUCCCUACACGGCCAGUCGGAUGCAAACUGCAGGGACUGCCCAGGAAAAGCCUUCCAUGCCUCGAUGAAACGGAUGCCCCACUUCGGAGGUAGACUGCCAGGCUACAUAUGUACUCCUAGCCCGUGGAAUUAAAUAAAGAAGACUAUGCGUUCUGUU
Ixodes scapularis (black-legged tick) is the source of this 780-nucleotide messenger RNA. Its product is annotated as peptidoglycan-recognition protein SC2-like. The record is from RefSeq and is a predicted model, not a curated record. Gene Ontology annotation, molecular function: zinc ion binding; N-acetylmuramoyl-L-alanine amidase activity. The transcript has 4 exons. Gene Ontology annotation, biological process: peptidoglycan catabolic process. NCBI's taxonomy places the organism in Eukaryota, Metazoa, Arthropoda, Arachnida, Ixodida, Ixodidae. Bases 1 to 756 code for a protein of 251 amino acids.